GAUUAUUAUAUUGGGCGCACUAGCUCUCGAAGCCGGAUAUUACGUGUUGUAUGUGCUAUGCACGUAGAUAGGCGCAACGUGUAUACAUGGACGGUGGUGGCCGUGGAUGAUCAGUGUGCAAGUGACGAAAACUGAUUCUUUCCUCACUGAGUGUUGAAAGGUCGAGAUCUUACAGAUGAGGCUGUAAUUGUGUGAAAAACUGUUUGAAAUAAUGUCAAGACAAGUCUGGUGGUGGAAAACGAGCCAGCCUUCAUUGUACUUAUAUGUAUUCCUAUGCUGAUAGAUAAAGUGAAUGACUGCAAGGCUUGAUUACACAGCCGCGGUGAGGGCGAUUUGAUGCGUGGAAUUGGUGUGUGCGGCGGCUGUCUCAUUUCUUGUAGCUAGAUUGCCUAAUGGGAGAAGCAGAGCACUUGAGAAUGAGGCUGACGAUGUGACGGAUGAGAGAAGGAAGAGUCUUGCCGAGUGUUGCUGAGGGAAUCAUACAGAGCAAUUUAACUUUGUGUUUGUCAGAGCACAAUUCAGCCAGAGAUUAGACUGCCAAUGCUUCUUGCUGCAUAACAUUUAAAAAAGCCUUUCAACUCCUCUGAGGACCUGUUUGAAGAAACAACAAGAAACCUUGCAAGUCCCGCUUGGAAAUUGCAGUGGUGUGUCUUUAGCCCAGUGGAGCGUGCAGACCUAGAGAUCACUGAUAUCACCCAAGACAUUGCUAGCUGAAGAGUGAGCUCGAUCUCUCACACGAUGUCAUUCGGAAACCAAGAAGGUGUCAUUCGGUCAAGAUUUAUGAAGAACACAUGAUACCUCUUUCCAUCUCGUUCAAGGUUGGAGGCAAGUCUCGCGAGCAAAUAUAGCGUUGAUGAGAAGCAAUUGUUUCAUCCCUGAUACCGCAGGAAAAACAGCAGAUUGAUUUGAUUGUAACAUGAGUUGGAUGUCAUAUGAAUUGUGGAGAUAAAAAGAGAUAGCGUUCUCCAGCCCAUCACCCAUUAUUUUGAGAGUUACAGAGAGGAUAGAAUACCUGCCCUUUGGCUGUGAAACCUAUGAAGAAAACUAGAAAUCUAUUUAAUACGCUUCCUAUUGAAUUUAAUUGUAUUACAGUGAAUAGUGUAAGAGGUUUAAGUGAACAUACAAGUAAGGCUUGUAUGAUCAAUCAUAGUAGACAAGCCCAAAUUCCUAUCUCUCAAUUGUAUUAUUAAUAGCUGAUGCUUUCUCCUACUUGUACGUGUAAGUCUGCUAUACAACAUAUUACCCUAUUGUGCAAUAUUUUACCGAAUCUACCCGGGUACCAAUUCUUGUCCAUAGACGCUACUAGGAUGUGAUUGAAUUGAUUUAUUAGCAUUUGAAAGUAAAGGUCAGCUAUUUUAAAAGAUAAACCUGUCUACCUCUGUACCUUACAUUCAAAAUAGUAGCCACUACUUUCACAUGUUUGUCCUUAUUUGUAGCUACACUAUCCGGUGAUAAAUGUCCACGUAUAAAUCAGUGAAAUUUGUCUCUUUUUUUGGUCUAAACUAAUAGUCAUAAACUUUUGUUAAAGGACAGUCACUUCCCCAAAAAAGCUGAUGGAAAAAAGAAAUUGAUGUCACUUUCUAAUACCUCAUCCAAAUAAAGUGGACAUGGUAUAAAAACAAAAGUAUUAUGAUAUUAUUUUCUUUAAGAUUUGGUUGAUUUUAGCUAUGUUGUAAAGAAUAUUGAAUAUAUAGAAUAGAAAAGGUGACAAAAGACAUUAAUACUGUAUUGAAUACCACAUUCAAACAAAGUGGCCAGAGUUCCAAAACAAAAUGAUACUACAAGUGUAGAGAAGGAAGGAAGUAGUGAAUAUUGUCCUUUGAACCUUUUCCUCUGUUGAUAUUUCAGUCUGAGGUACAUUUCUCUCUGCUCCGUCAUUGUCAGGUUGUGACAUCAUAACCUCACGAUUGAUUGCUUUAACACCAGACCUCUGCCAUUUGAAAUGUCUGAUAAAACCAUCCUGGUGUAGAGCAAUGUGUGAUGAAUGAUCCUGUCGUACUACCACUCUCAGUUAACUAAUUCCAUAGGAAAUUCUUAGGAAUAAAAAUCUGUUUGCCUCUUUUGAAAAGGUUAUGUUUAUCUGAUAGUAACCUAUAAGAAAAAAAGUAUUUUUAUAAUAACAAGGAACAGUUUAACAGUUUACAAAUAUUACAGUAGGUAUAAUCAAGAUAUGCUAAACCUUUAAUAAUGCAUACUCGUUCAAGGAAUAUAAAAUAGCAGUUUGUGCUUUGUACAUGGAUGGAAUUGAAAGGCAUGGGUUUUAAUGUAAUUGAUAUCAGUUAUUUCUUACUCAUCUAAGAGUCUACCUUGCCUCCAGGGAGCUUAGUGUAACCCAAUAUGAAGAAGUGAGAAGAUAAGUGAUGAUGGAUUCCAGGGUAGUUUCGUGCACCGCCAUCAUUCCAUUCCAGCUGUGUAUACCUUAGGCACUGUACGCUAUCUGUCGCAGAGGAAUAAUUGAAGGAUUAGGGUGCCCUCGUUGUUAGGGUUAGGUGUGGAGUGAUGUGUAAACAAACUGGAGUUCAUAUUCAAAACUUUGGAGGCCCUUGAAGAUAGAUCGAUGUAAGAACUUGCCAGUAUUGCCUUUUUUUCUUGAGAAGAGAAGUGCCAAUAUACAUUAUACAUGUAGAAGAAGCAGAAUGUCAUUUUGUAAUUAAAUUAUAUGUUGAGCUUUCCACUUUGAUAUUCUAUUUUAAUUGCAACAAUUAUGAGAUGAAACAAUAUAAAUUUUGAAUUGUCAGUUCUAAUACCCUGUCUUAAAAAAUUAGUUGACUCAAUUUUGACUGUAGAAAUGAAAAUAUUUGAAAGUAAUGAUAAAUUAUUCAUGAAUUUGAAUCAAAUUUUAAAACUGGUUGUAUAGUUGAAUAAAGGGUGAGGAGAAUGGCUUUCAGUGACUCCCAACCAUUGUGGGAUCCAAGUCGGACAAUGGAAUACCAGAGCAAGAGGGAUUUUUCACCACCUAAGUCUCCAACGAGGAGUUUAUCAUUUUCCAAGUGGCUGCAACGAAGUGGCCAGCUGACACGACUGAUCAUUUUAUUGUUGGUGAUCUUGAUUUUGCUCCCUCUGUUGACCCAUUAUUACCUGAGCAAUACAGAUCUAGAUUCACUAGAUCAAAGGAGUUUUAGUAUUUCACUAGAUGAAAUGAUUGCACUGAAGCCCAGUGAGUUUAAGUCACAUUUGGUGGAGCUCUAUCGCAUUAAAAAUUCUGUUCAAACGGAGUUGCGGCAAUUGGAGGAGAAGAGAAAAUUUUUACAAGCUCAGGUCACACGUUUGUCACUGCAGUUAGAGCAAGCACAGUCCGAGGUUCGUAUGGCUAUUGCAGAAAGAGAUCGCAUCAAGGAUCAAAUCCAACAGACAAUCAGAGAUCAGAGCGAGAUUGUAGAAAGAAGUCUUAGGCACAUCUCUGCUCCUUAUCAAAUUCUUCCAAAUUUAGAAGACAGUGGAGAUAUCGAGCCACCAAGUUUGCCAGCAAGAUGUUCACAACAUACAUGCUUUGAUUACUCACGAUGUUCGCUCACAUCACGAUUUCCAGUAUUUGUGUAUAAUUCUAAUGAUUUAUGGCGAGGUGGUAGUAAGUUAGACUCAACUAUAAAGCUUACUGUCACAAAUGCAUUUGGACGGAGUUCUUAUCUAACACGUGAUGCCAACUUAGCCUGUGUUUAUGUGGUGCUAGUAGGAGAGUUGGAGGAUCAGGGUAACCUACCAAGUAGUCGUGAGCUUGAGGUUAGACUGCACAAACUACCAUACUGGAGGCAUGAUGGCAGGAACCAUCUCCUCCUGCACAUUGUAAGAAGUCUUUCCACUCAAAACAUUCUGCAAAAUGUCAAUACAGGACGUGCCAUCGUUGUUCAGACACCCUUCGCAGAUUCCCAGUUUCGUUUAGGGUUCGACAUCGUCGCGCCAAUGCUCCUUGGGCUUAGCUCAGAAACAGACUGGAAGGAGGUUCCUCUGCAGUUCCCCGCUAGGAGGAAAUAUCUUAUUACAUAUCAGGGAUCAAAACCAACUCAGACUAUGGUGCAAACGGAAUAUGUAGACAAUGCUCCUCUGAGUAGGAGGCUUAAAGAUGUAGAUAGGACUAAAUCUGUGGAGGACCUUAUGAUUCUAGAAAUGGAGAAACUGAAUUCUCUAUCUGAUGAUAAUGUCCAUCUUGAUUUUACUUGUAAAUCCUUUAAAUCGUUUGACGGUAUUGAUGCCUCAGACUGGAAGCUAUGCAGUACAAAGACAGAGAGAUCUCAUCUCUUAAAGCAAUCAACUUUUGUAUUGAUAUUAAGUCCAGGAGACCAUAUAGUAUCUUCCACUUCUUUCUACACCCGCUUUUUUGAAGCCCUUCAAACUGGUGCAAUACCUGUAAUUGUAGGAGAACACAUGCAGUUACCUUUUAGUGAAUUUAUUGCUUGGAAUGAAGCUUCUAUAGUUCUUCCCCGCUCCAGAAUAACAGAACUCUACUUCUAUCUAAAGACCAUCCAGGACAAUGAUAUUCUUAAGCUCCGUAGACAAGGAUGGUUCCUUUGGACAACUUAUUUAUCGAAUACAGAUGCUGUCAUCAACGGCAUCCUUGCCACUCUAAGAACUAGAAUAGGAAUCCCAGCCAAUGUAGUGCCACAAGAGAAAGCCCUUGAUCUCUUCACUGAGGACUUCCCUCAGAAGACGCAGCAAGCUGAGCAGAUGUACCCAGAGUCUGAUGAUGUCUUCCCAGCCCCUGAGCUUCCUUUCCCCUCCCCAAAGUUCCUCAGGAAUUACACGUCUAUUGCAAUGGAUUCCCAUUUUACAUGGAACAACCCACCAGGUGCUCAGUUCAUGUUCCCAUACACCCCAUUCGACCCUGUCGUUCCGUCAGAUGCCAAGUUCUUGGGCUCAACACUUGGAUUUCGUCCAAUAGGAGGUGGUGCAGGAGGCUCAGGCAAGGAAUUCCAGGAGUCUCUAGGAGGAAAUGUACCCAGAGAGCAGUUCACCAUAGUCAUGCUAACCUAUGAGAGAGAGGCAGUCCUAAUGAAUUCUCUGAUUCGACUCAUGGGAUUACCUUUCUUGAAUAAGGUCAUUGUUGUCUGGAACUCCCCUGAGAUGCCAGCUGCUGAUCUAGUAUGGCCCGAGAUUCAUGUUCCCAUAAAGGUGGUGAGGACGACAGUGAAUAGUCUCAAUAACCGCUUUCUGCCUUAUGAUGAGAUCGAGACUGAAGCCAUCUUGUCCCUGGAUGACGAUGCUCAUCUGAGACAUGACGAGAUUCUCUUUGGUUUCAGAGUGUGGCGAGAGUCUCGUGACCGUGUAGUAGGUUUCCCAGGUCGCUAUCAUGCAUGGGAUCUCAACUAUAAGAAUGGAUUCCUCUACAGUGCCAAUUAUUCCUGUGAACUCUCCAUGGUUUUGACAGGUGCUGCCUUCUUCCAUAAAUAUUACACCUAUUUAUACUCCUACAUGAUGCCCCAGCCCAUCCGAGACAAGGUAGAUGAAUACAUGAACUGUGAGGACAUCGCAAUGAACUUCCUUGUCUCACAUGUGACUCGCAAACCACCUGUCAAGGUGACAUCACGUUGGACAUUCCGGUGUGCAGGAUGCCCUGAAGCACUCUCUAAGGAUGACUCUCACUUCCAGGAGAGACACAAGUGCAUUCAAUUCUUCACCAAGGUCUAUGGUUAUACACCGCUCCUCUACACACAAUACAGGGUGGACUCUGUGUUAUUCAAGACCCGUAUUCCUCAUGACAAGCAAAAGUGUUUCAAAUUCAUCUGAGAGCGGUCGGUUUUUAAUGGGAACAGCAGCGUUACACCACUUCGUGAUAUACAGUGUGUCCCAGAAAAAGGAACUGAUUUUCAGAUAAAAUCUCAAACCUGUGGAAUGAAUUUCAAAUUUUAGACCAACAGGAAGUGUAAAACUUUUCUUUCACAGUGUGAAUUAUUCAUUCUUGGUUUACAACAAUACCGAAGUUUGUGAGAAAUUAUUUUUUUUCUCAGAAACUCAUAUGCAGAAAUAAUUUUCAAAACAUGAGAGAUGUUAACAAGCUACAUAUCUUGCCUAUGGAAGGCCACUGUAUCCUUACAAUAUGUCAACUUAUAAUGAGUCCUGACAAACUUGGUUUUGGACAUUUUUUGCUCUAUUUAUGAACCUUUCACAUCAUGCUGUUUAGGGUAUCAAAAUAAAGAAGGAAAUCCAAACUUAUUAAUAGUAUCAUAAAUGAUUUGCCUUUGCUGAAACAAAUCGAUAAGAAUCCCAGUUUACCAUUUCCUGGAAUGUGCUCUAAAGUUGCCUCAGUCCCAUUUGAAAUUGGUAUUGCUUAAUAGAAAGCAAAAGUGUUUUUAAAAAUCAUUUGAGAACAAUUAUGAAUAGUUUCAGUUUCGAACAUCAGAAAUGUACUUUGGAUUGUCCUGUUCAUCCUCUAUUUGCAUCAAACUAUGAUAUACCAUCUUUUACGUGUUCUAUGAUGGUAGGUUCUGCUAGUGUCCAAAUCAAUGUUAAUGGCAAUUUCAUCAUCCGUGUACACUUUUAAGAAAAUUUCAAUAUCUAACUAGUUAUAUCAAUUUUCAUGGCUAUUUUCAAUCUUUUUUUCUUUUAGAUGGUAUCACUGACUUACAUGUAGGUUAGAAAUAUAACUCUUUGUCUUUUGCAGCUUUAUUAGUAUUUUGUAAAAUAAGUAAAAUAGUUUGUUUGGAGUUAAGAAAUCCUCUUUACUUCACACAUGAACUUCAGCUGAUAGAUACAACUCAGAUUUUUUUUUGCAACUCACAUUUGUUGUAUUAAGUGAAAAGGAAGUCAUGUUUCUUUUUAAAUAAAAGGUUGUAAGAGAGAGAUUUGGGAUGAAUAUACUGCAGUAAGAAGUAGAGUUUAGAUUGAAAAUUCUAUGCAUGGACUGUAUGUGCUGAUCCUCGUCACACAGAGUUUUGACCAAGCAUAUCUCAAAAACAAUUAAAUGCAAGUUUAUUUUCUACCAAUAAGAAACAAUGUAUUUUGAAUUUGCAUUUAAUUUUCAAGUUUCAUUUAAAGGCAAUUUAUUCUGUGACAGGUCCACAGUCUUGCUUUGGUUUGAGAAAAAAAUAAUGUGGGACAAUCAAUCAAUUUAAAAUUCAAUCUAUCCUUUAAUUUGAAUGGGUCUGAAAAAAAAAGAGAUACUAGAUUAAUUUUAAAGGAUUUUAUUAAGACAAAUUCUAAUGUAUUAUAGUAUCAAUUGUAAAAAUAAUGUUUCUCUUCACUCUUUGUGAAGUCACUAAAAUUACCUUGUGGAGCACCCUUCAGAAUCGACUAUGUAAUGUAAUAUAUCUUGAUAAUAAUCAUAUUUGUAUUUUUGAUAAUAAGGUUUAUAAUCAGUACUAAUAGCAUUCAAAUUACCCGUUUUAAAGGUUUUCAUAUGUGAUGUUGAUCAGACACAUGCUGGUGAUGGUAUAUAUUUUUUUUUUUUCAUUAUUUAGGAAUUGUUUUGGGCAUAACAUUUUUUUCAUGGUACAUGAAGUCAUGCGAUUCAUUUUUCUCUCAAUCAUGUUCUUGUGAGUGUCCUGACAGGUACAUGUAUGCAUGAAUGGGCUGGUUAGUAUUAAACUACAUGCAUUUACAUGGAAUUUUUAUGGUAUUUACCGACUGUUCUGUUCUAGGCCCCCCCCCAAAAAAAAAAAGAGGAAAAUUUUUCAUACAACUACACAUAUUUGUCGUGAAAACAAGCAACCUGUUUUCAUAAUAAUCACUUUGGAGGCUCCAUAGACCAUCGAUACUAAUUUUUUCUGUAUUGUAACAAUUUAGCUUGUGAUUAUAACACCCUGUCUGGAGGAAAUUGAUGUUGAUUUCAUUUGUAUUUGAAACCCUUCUCUGACUCACUUGGGCAAUUUCAUUGAUUUGAAAUGCAAAACACCCUGGCACUUAUAUAUUGUUCACUACCAUAGUUAAAUGCUCUUUUGUGACAUAUGAAGUAAGUCAAAUCUGCAUCCCAUAAUAUAAUUUCAGAAUUUGCAUGUACUUGUAUUUUUUAUGGGGCAUUGCAAUAAACUUUUAGUUGAAUGCAAGUCAAUCUUAUUUCAGGUCCCAAAGUCAGUUAUAUGAUUUGCGAUUGAUCAUUGUUGGUCUGGUUCUCAUGAUAGAAAGUAUAAAUUUGAUUGCCCUUGUUCAAAAUUGAUCUAUUAUUUGUAAAGUCGCAGUUUGUAAUAUUUGCAACCAAUUACAUAAAAUUUUACCCCCACACCUCCUAAUGUUGUAUGGUUACGGAGAGACAAUGAUUGCAUGAUCAAACAUUAUUUUUCAGUGGUUUUGUUUGUGGAAAAAAAAGUAAUCAAUGAUUUAAUGUGAUUUGGUUUCUGUCACAACAUAGAAAUUAGUAUACACGGUCAGUAUCUACAAUUGAUUAUUACAUUGUGUACAUGGCUUGCCAUUGACUUGGGAG
This is a messenger RNA of Lytechinus variegatus (green sea urchin), 8350 nucleotides long. Its product is annotated as exostosin-like 3. Gene Ontology annotation, molecular function: glycosyltransferase activity. The record is from RefSeq and is a predicted model, not a curated record. Gene Ontology annotation, cellular component: membrane. The transcript has 9 exons. NCBI's taxonomy places the organism in Eukaryota, Metazoa, Echinodermata, Echinoidea, Temnopleuroida, Toxopneustidae. The coding region runs from base 2878 to 5721 and encodes 947 amino acids.